Aureobasidium musti is the source of this 930-nucleotide messenger RNA. The record is from the annotation of a GenBank genome assembly. NCBI's taxonomy places the organism in Eukaryota, Fungi, Ascomycota, Dothideomycetes, Dothideales, Saccotheciaceae.
AUGUCCUUCCAAGACUCGCCCAACCUCGAAGGCAAGACAGAGCGCUGCCUAUCUCCCAAUCGCUUGUCUAUUCUAACACCUUGCUANGCCCAGCCUACCACAUGGCGCCGCUCCGAUGACCCCGAAUAUCAGGAUGAUCCCGAAUUCAACUCCUUCACCACAGACCUUUCCGAUCGCUUGUUCUCUCUCACCGCAAACAUCUCGCGCUUGUCCAGCCAAGUCGCACUGCUCGGCACCAAGCGCGAGACAGAUCGCGUGCGCGAAAGAGUCCAAGAUCUUCUCGAAGAGACGUCGGCAAGCUUCAAAGACAUCGGUGAUGGUUUGAANAAGGUCCAGGCAUGGCACGACUUGGGUGUAUGUCCAAUUAUGUCCCAGCGCGUCAGCCCUCCUACUGACAAAACCACANNGCCCGCCCAAAAGUACACCCAAGGAAAGCUGAACCAGGAGUUCAAGGCUUCUUUGACCGAGUUCCAAACCCUGCAACGAACUGCCCUCGAGAAGCAACGCGCCUCUGCCACUGCUGCCCGUACAGCUCUCGAAGAGUCCGGUUCGCCAACAGUCGAGCGAUCGCAACAGCAACUACAACAACAGCAGCAACAAGAACAGCUGCGCCUGGCGGAUCAGUCUGAGGUCGACUUCCAGGAGUCUUUGAUUGUCGAGCGCGAGGCCGAGAUCCGUAAUAUUGAGCAGUCUGUGGGCGAGCUUAACGAACUGUUCAGAGAUGUCGCUCAUAUGGUCCACGACCAAGGCGGUCAACUCGACAUCAUUAGCAAUAAUGUCACGAGUACCAGAGACGACACUCAGGGUGCCGAUCGCGAGCUGCGCACCGCCAGCAGACAUCAGAAGAAUGCCAGGAACAAGAUGUGCUGUCUGCUGUUGAUCCUGGCCGUCAUCCUGACUGUUGUCAUUGUCGCUGCUGUUGCUGGUUAG